This is a messenger RNA of Xiphias gladius (swordfish), 2020 nucleotides long. It is a transcript of the gene spaw, whose product is annotated as southpaw. Gene Ontology annotation, cellular component: extracellular region. Lineage: Eukaryota; Metazoa; Chordata; Actinopteri; Istiophoriformes; Xiphiidae. The transcript is spliced from 3 exons. Gene Ontology annotation, biological process: BMP signaling pathway; SMAD protein signal transduction. The record is from RefSeq and is a predicted model, not a curated record. The coding region runs from base 327 to 1580 and encodes 417 amino acids. Gene Ontology annotation, molecular function: type I activin receptor binding; growth factor activity; cytokine activity.
UAAUGGGUUUUUACAUUUCAAAAGGAUUAGGCUCCUGAAUUUAUAUAAAAGGCCAGGCAGUUUGACAGGACAAUGACCUUGGGUAAAUGUUUUCUUUUUUCUGCCCCUCUGAUUUGCUCUGAUGAUCAGAGGGGUUGUUGAGAUGCCUGGAGUGGUCAGGGGUCAUCAAAGGGCAGCUGUCCACUAUAAAGGGGCCUGUCUGGAGCUUCGUCUGCACAUAGCAUCAUUUCAGCCUGAGACCAGCUGGAGGAAGGAAGGAGAUCUUGGCCUCUCUCUCUCUCUCUCUUUCAUUGUUGUUUGUGUAGAUUUUGUGAGUUUCAGUUAAAAUGAAGGCCAGAGUGCAGACAGUUUUCUGCACUUUCCUCCUCGGGUCUUUUGGAAUUGCUUUCUCCACUCAGGGGCACAGAUAUCAGACAGGCCUCGAGACCAGUUUAGCAUUCAGAAAUCUCUCAGUCAGUCAUCGUAGCAGAUACCCUCUGUAUAUGAUGCAGCUGUACCGCUCCUUCAGGUCUGCUGAUUCCUCAUUGCCAGUAGCUGUCAACACCAUCACUACACAAGGUGACAACUUGUCAGCGCACAGUUCUGACUCUGUCCUAAGUCUGAUGGCCAGAGGUUGCCAUCAAGUGGGUGAGAGAUGGACAGUCACAUUUGACAUGUCAACCAUUUCUACUAGUGAGCUUGUCCAGCUGGCAGAACUCCGGAUUGGACUGCCGGCUUUCUCUGCCUCUAAGCAUGCCACUGUGGAGUUAUAUCACUCCCGGAAGCAGAGCUGUGACCAGGGCAGCUCAUCAUGCCAGGAUGAGCAACUUUUCUUGGGGAGCUUUGACACAUCACCUAGCAGCACAAAGUCAUCCUGGAAGGUUUUUAAUGUGACUACUCUGUUAAAAUACUGGCUGUACCAAGGAGAUAGAGUGUCAAGCCAGGAGGCCUCAGGAGAGUCUGAGGCAGACCAUGGGAGUGGUGCUGGGGAGGAAGGGGAGAUAACUGGCAAGUCCCUCUUCAAGAAUUUGGGACUGAAGAAAAGAAAAACACACCAUCCAACCAUGAACCGGGUCAUGAUGGUCAUCUUCUCCAAACAUAACCUGCCUCAAGAGGGCCAUGCAGCCUACAGUCUCAUUCAUACUGUGGAGAACUCCAAGUAUGUAACUACAGACAGAGUCAGCAGUGACAGUCAAAGUCGACGCCACAAAAGGAACCGAAUGGAGAGGAUGAGAGUGGCCGGGGGACCUGCACCUACUGCUGCGCCAGCAGCAGAGCCGGUCCAGAGGCCGCUGUGUCGGAAGGUAGACAUGUGGGUGGACUUCGACCACAUUGGCUGGGAUGAGUGGAUAGUGCAUCCUAAGCGCUACAACGCAUAUCGCUGUGAGGGAGAGUGUCCUACACCACUGGAUGAGUCCUUCAAUCCCACCAACCAUGCAUACAUGCAGAGCCUCUUGCGACACCAUCAUCCAGAAAGAGUGACUUGCCCAUCCUGUGUGCCAACACGCCUCAGCCCGCUGUCCAUGCUUUACUACGAGAACGAUGAUUUGGCCCUGCGGCAUCACGAGGACAUGAUUGUUGAAGAGUGCGGCUGUCACUGAAGGCCCACCCAUCACUGGUUUCACUGCAGUCACAGGAGCAGUGUAGCAUAAUCUUGAACUUUUAAUUCAGCUGUUUCUUUUCUAUAAACAUUAAUGUUCAAAUAUUAAACUGAGAGUUCCUAGUCAUGGCCUUAUACAACAAAUAUUGACCAGAUAUGACUGUUAAGGUUGAAUGACUCAAAGUAUAUUUCAUCCAUACUGGGUGGUACACAAUAGUAUUUUCUAACUUUAGUAUGGAGUGAGCUCCAUUAUGCAAGUGUUAUAUGUUUUAUCUAUUUAUACAUUAUCAUGUAUAUUUUGUACAUAAAAUAUGUAAAAUAUAUUAAAACACUUUAUUUUGACAUAUGUGGUGUUUUAUGUUUAUGUAUAGUUUUUGAUUAUUGGUUACUUUGAUUUUCAGUUUGAAUGAACCCUAAAAUUUGUGAACCCUAAAAAUAUGU